AUGUCCUCCUCCUCCUCCUCCGCCGCCGCCGCCGCCGCCUCUCCCGCCCCGCCGGCCCCCUCCGGGACGCCGCUGUCGCCCACCCGCAUCUCCCGGCUGCAGGAGAAGGAGGAGCUGCGGCACCUCAACGACCGCCUGGCCCACUACAUCGAGCGGGUGCGCGCCCUCGAGCUCGAGAACGACCGACUGCUGCUGCGCGUCUCCGAGAAGGAGGAGGUGGUCACGCGAGAGGUGACCGGAAUCAAGGCCCUCUAUGAGUCGGAGUUGUCGGACGCCCGGAGAGUCCUCGAUGAGACGGCCAGAGAGAGAGCCAAGCUCCAGAUCGAAAUAGGGAAACUGCGGUCAGAGCUGGACGAGCUCAGUAAGAGCUAUAAGAAGAAAGAUGGCGAGUGGUCCACGUCUCAGGGACGCAUCAAGGAGCUGGAAGUCCUCUUCCAUCGGAGCGAAGCGGAACUCACGGCCACCCUGACCGAGAAGCGGAACCUGGAGGCCGAGGUGGCCGACCUCCGUGCCCAACUGGCCAAGUCGGAAGACGCCCAUGCUGUGGCCAAGAAGCAGCUGGAGAAGGAGACCCUCAUGCGGGUGGACCUGGAGAACCGCUGCCAGAGCCUGCAAGAGGAGCUGGACUUCAGGAAGAGCAUUUUUGAGGAGGAGGUGCGGGAGACGCGGAAGUGGCACGAGCGCCAGCUGGUGGAGGUGGACAGCGGCCGCCGGCAGGAGUACGAGUCCAAGGUGGCCCAAACCCUGGAGGACUUGCGCAGCCAACAUGACGAGCAGGUCCAGCUGUACAAGCAGGAGCUGGAGCACACCUACCAGGCCAAGCUGGAGAACGCCAGGCUCUGCUCCGACCAGAACGACAAGGCCGCCAGCGCUGCUCGGGAGGAGCUGAAGGAGGCCCGCGUGAGGAUCGAGUCCCUCAGCUACCAGCUGUCUGGGCUGCAAAAGCAGGCGAACGCGGCCGAAGAGCGGAUCCGGGACCUGGAGGAGCUGAUGGGAAGCGAGCGGGAGAAGCUGCGGAAGCUGCUGGAGGCCAAAGAGCGGGAGAUGACCGAGAUGCAGGACCAGAUGCAGCAGCAGCUGCUGGAGUACCAGGAGCUGCUGGACGUCAAGCUGGCCCUGGACAUGGAGAUCAGCGCGUACCGGAAGCUGCUGGAAGGAGAAGAGGAGAGGCUGAAGCUGACUCCCAGCCCCCCGUCCCGCAUCACGGUGUCGCGGGCCACCUCCUCCUCCUCUGCUGCCGCCACCAGCAGCAGCGCCUCAGUCACUCGCUCGGGCCGGGGGAAGCGGAAGCGCCUAGCAGCCGAAGAGUUCUCCGGAAGCUUCUCCAGCGGGAUUGGCACCGGCGCCGGCAGCAGCAGCAGCUUCCAGAUGAGCCAGGAGGCCUCGGCCAAAGGCAGCGUCAGCAUCGAGGAGGUGGACCCGGAGGGGAAGUACGUUCAGCUGAAGAACCGCUCCGACCAGGAUCAGUCUCUUGGCAACUGGAGGCUGAAGAGGAAGAUUGGAGACGGAGCUGAGAUCGCGUACAAAUUUACCCCCAAAUACGUCCUCCGGGCCGGGCAGAUGGUCACGAUCUGGGCUGCUGAUGCUGGCGUGGCCCACAGUCCGCCCUCCGUCCUCGUGUGGAAGAACCAGAGCAGCUGGGGCACCGGAGCCAAUGUCCGCACCUACCUGGUGAACUCGGAGGGAGAGGAAGUUGCAGUGAGAAGUCUGACCCAGUCAUCUGCUCUGCUGCCGGAGAACGAGGAGGAAGAUGAGGCGGAGUUCGGGGAGGAAGACCUCUUCCAUCAGCAGGGGGAUCCCAGGACAACGUCCAGAGGAUGCGCCGUCAUGUGAAACGAAGCCCCCUCCUCAGCCCGUCUUUCCUCCUUCCCCCUUUUGCUCUUAUUUUUCUUUUGCCCAGAGCCAUUGAAAACUAUUUUUAUAA
Messenger RNA from Elgaria multicarinata webbii, 1924 nucleotides. RefSeq names its product lamin B2 (gene LMNB2). Gene Ontology annotation, biological process: heterochromatin formation; nuclear migration; nuclear pore localization. The transcript is spliced from 12 exons. Gene Ontology annotation, cellular component: nuclear lamina; nuclear envelope. Lineage: Eukaryota; Metazoa; Chordata; Lepidosauria; Squamata; Anguidae. The coding region runs from base 1 to 1833 and encodes 610 amino acids. Gene Ontology annotation, molecular function: structural constituent of cytoskeleton. The record is from RefSeq and is a predicted model, not a curated record.